CAGCAGUGGCAAAGUCGUGUGUUGGAGUUUGCGGGGCAGUGGUAUCUUUUCACACUACGAGAAACAAGUUGAAAUUGUGCUGAAUGAAUAGAUGGAGGUACAUGCUGCAUGCUGGACACAAUCACGGCCCCGCUGCGAACAUCGCGAGGCAGACAAAGGGUGGCCGUCCUACGCACCUCAUUGCACCCAGGUAUCAUUUGCAGCAGCGCUGCCUCAUACGAUGGCCGGGGAGUAUGCUAUAGAUGUCGCGGCCUUACCUGACAUUAUUCAGCCUGCGAUGGACUUCCUCGACACCUCCUUCUUCCAGACGGGCGACUCGUCACAUGUGCCGCCACAGCUACCCUCCCCGGCGUCCAUCAUCAGCCGUUAUGGAUACAAGGGCUGCUGUGUCAUUUUGAUCAAGGAUGGGCCUCACUACAUGCGCAUGGCAAUGAAAUUUGGCGUAGAGCAGGAGAAAAUCAGGCUCGAGGAGGUCCAGACAAUGCGGGCUAUGAGGCAGCUUCUCCUUUCUCAAGGGCAGGACCAAAUCGCAAUUCCAGAAGUCUUUGGGUGGAGGCGGCAUGAAAUGUGGCACCGCCCUCAUAUUUUCAUCUCCAUGAGCCUGAUUGAAGGCGAGACCCUUCGGAAUAUAUGGUCGUCCCUCACUAGUAAGGACAAGACGGCCAUACAACUCAAUCUACGGAACUUCGUCUCAACGCUCCGACGUAUCGCUCAAGAGAACCCUUAGCAGAUCGCAUCAAUUAGUGGAGGUGCAGUCCAGGACAGCUUCUUCCAGCCAGAGCACGCGCGAGGGCCAUUCUCGACCACCAAAGCAUUCAA
Microdochium trichocladiopsis is the source of this 819-nucleotide messenger RNA. RefSeq lists its product as uncharacterized. The record is from RefSeq and is a predicted model, not a curated record. The coding region runs from base 92 to 727 and encodes 211 amino acids. Lineage: Eukaryota; Fungi; Ascomycota; Sordariomycetes; Xylariales; Microdochiaceae. The transcript is spliced from 2 exons.